This is a messenger RNA of Uranotaenia lowii, 703 nucleotides long. RefSeq names its product nuclear cap-binding protein subunit 2. Gene Ontology annotation, cellular component: nuclear cap binding complex. Gene Ontology annotation, molecular function: RNA cap binding. NCBI's taxonomy places the organism in Eukaryota, Metazoa, Arthropoda, Insecta, Diptera, Culicidae. The coding region runs from base 114 to 602 and encodes 162 amino acids. The record is from RefSeq and is a predicted model, not a curated record. Gene Ontology annotation, biological process: mRNA cis splicing, via spliceosome. The transcript has 2 exons.
GCAGCAUUUUUACCAAACAAAAAGUCAGCAGUAAACAAAAGCGUUCCCUGCGUGUCUACUCGAAUAAUUUCAAGUAUUUUUACGUUUUUACUCAUAAAACUACUUUUAAAAACAUGUCGACUUCGGUCCACACGCCCUCGGUGGCGCUCAGCAAAUACCGGGACCAGCACUUUAAGGGUUCAAGACACGAGCAGGAAAGACUACUUCGUAACUCCUCCACACUGUACGUGGGAAAUCUGAGUUUUUAUACAACCGAGGAGCAAAUUCAUGAAUUGUUUUCGCGGUGUGGCGACAUUCGCCGAAUCGUGAUGGGACUGGACAAGUUCAAGAAAACCCCUUGUGGCUUUUGCUUCGUAGAGUAUUACACCCGGCUGGAUGCGGAAUACGCUAUGCGUUAUAUCAAUGGAACCCGGCUGGAUGAUCGAAUUGUACGCGUGGAUUGGGAUGCCGGGUUUAUUGAAGGCCGUCAGUAUGGACGGGGCAAAACGGGGGGUCAGGUGCGUGACGAGUAUCGGCAGGAUCACGAUUUGGGCCGAGGAGGAUAUGGCAAAAUGGUUGCCAGCGGGCAGUUGGGAGCUGGUCCGAAUGUCCGAGAUACUUGAGCAAGGGGCAAGUUUGAUGCGAUUCGAUUUAAGAUAAUAUUAUUUUUGUGACUAGAGUCUAGGACGAUUAUCGUGGAAAAUAUAUGAAACACAUGUUGAAA